GUCACAUCUGACAACUUCCAAGUCUUCAGGCUUCUGUUGCAAGUCGUCUUCAGUAUUACAACUGGGGAUUGACAUACAGUACUCUACGGGAUAUUUUAGUCUGCAAGGCCCUCGUAUAGCUGGGACCUUGGGUGGCGGUGGAGCGCUUCCGUAAUGUCGACGUUUAGGCAACCAGUUAUGCGACCAUGCAUGAGCGCUCUCUUGAACGGCCGAGAUUCACGAAUCCUCGAGACCCGCCUGGAAACACUUACCGCCAUCUACCAGUUUCGAGGAAGAAUCGAAUUUUUGCUAGAAAAUGCUGGAGUUCAUCGGGAACCGUCGGUUGACCACAUAAAUAUCCGGCCAGACGGCAGUCACAGUGGAGACAGGCAAACGCACGGAAAUAAGAUGAAAUAAU
Molecule: messenger RNA, 397 nt
Organism: Acanthoscelides obtectus
Lineage: Eukaryota; Metazoa; Arthropoda; Insecta; Coleoptera; Chrysomelidae
Source: the annotation of a GenBank genome assembly